Molecule: messenger RNA, 2195 nt
Organism: Ruditapes philippinarum (Manila clam)
Lineage: Eukaryota; Metazoa; Mollusca; Bivalvia; Venerida; Veneridae
Product: protein SERAC1-like
Exons: 16
Coding region: 174-2180 (668 amino acids)
Source: RefSeq, a predicted model, not a curated record
UAUGUUACCUCCCUUAGGUGUCAAGCGUCUAGGAAGAAAAAAACAUUUGUUUACUUUCACUUUGUGUAAUAUUUUUCUGUCAUGUUUUUGUGAUAGAUUAUAUGUUAAUUUAUACGAACGUCAUAUAAGUCAGAUGAGUCAGCUCCUUAAAUGAAACUUUCAAACCAACUGGAAUGACCGAUCUUUUGAGCAAGGGACAUAAAUCAGCUGUUACCGGUAUCAGAGUUUCAAGAGGAAAGAUCUUGUAUAUUGGACCAAACUUCUUCAAUCACAGAACAAUUUGGCAGAAGGUGAACUUGAGAUCAAAAAAGACAGCUGAUACAUUUAAAGCAUACUUGAAAUUUUCCAGGAGACAAAAAAUAGGAAUUUUCCUUGGAAGUCUUGUUGGAAGUUCCUGUUUUGUGACAUAUCAAGUGUGGACAUUAGGUGAUAGGUUGAAAAUAGUUGGCAAUACACAUGAUAUAGAUAGAGACAGGGGGCCAUUGUAUUUUAAAGAGCCGCUGAAACUCACCUAUGAUGAUGUUUUUACAAAAGAUAUCAAGUCCAGGAUAAAUUAUAAAUUUGAAAAAUUCAAAGGUUUGGUCAUACCAUUAGCUCAGUCGAAGACGAGAGAUCCAGCAAUACUAUUAAAGCUAGCCGAGUCCAGGGAUCCUUCGAUACGUCGUAGAGGUCUUCUCGCCUUAACAUCCGAUAAUGACUGGGAAGAUUAUCAAUACAGGAUGGUACAACAGGCAUGUUCUAACCAAACAAUGGUUAGUUUAGCAAGAAUACCUAAAUCUGACUACAGAUUGUUUAGACCAAUGCCAUGGCUUCCUCCACCAAAGGAGACUGUAGAGCGUUCAUUAAGAAAUUUACUGGCAUCUCUUCAGAAGGAUGUUGUUGAUAACGGCAUUAAACAAUAUACCGACAAGAUUCUCUUGGAAGGAAAACCCAAAAAUAUUGUAGAGACUGGACAGUGGAAUUUUGGUGGGACACCACUACAAUUUGUGAAAUUUCUCAGUGAUGAAACAGAUGGUCUGUUUGAAACCUACUGUUUGGAAGCUCUGGCCUAUCACACCUUUGUACCAAACCAGUGUGUAAAAUUGGUAGAACUUGGUGGGUUACAAAUUUUACAGAGAGUUUACUUGACGUUUCAUAAGAAUGUAGCUAUACGGAGAUAUAUAGCUAGGAUUCUGGCUAACAUAUCUCUGAAUGACAACCUUCACAGAUCUGUAACAGAAGGAGGCUGGGUUGCUGUUUUACACAGAUGGUUGGAAAGUUCGGAUACAGCUCUAUUUUUCCUCACAGCCCGAGCUCUAGCUAACCUAGAUAGAGACUGGCAAUCAGAGGAAAAUAUUAAAGCAUUCUAUGAGGAUGGUGUGUACCUGACAUACCCUGUACAUAAAAUACUAGAUAGAAAAAAUAGGGUGAAGGUUGAUAUAGUGUUUGUACAUGGUCUGUUGGGUGGACCAUUUAAAACAUGGAGACAAGAGGAUCGUCGACUUACCGAGAAAGAUUUUGUUGUUACAGAUUCAGUCAGGCAGAAUCAUACAUUCUUCUGGCCGAAGGAUUGGUUAGCUAGAGAUGUACAUAACCUUCGAAUAUUGAAUGUUGGAUAUCAAACAGAAUUGACUACAUGGGAUACCAGACAUCCACUGGAAGCUGAAAAGAGGACAUUAUCUGGUCGAGGGAUGGAACUUCUAGAAAAGCUAGAGAGAGCUGGUGUUGGCAAAAGACCUGUGAUAUGGAUGGGGCAUUCUAUGGGUGGAUUGUUAAUAAAAGAGAUGUUAAAUAUAGCUAGCAUGGAUAAAAGGUUCUCUAAAGUGUUUGACAACACAAUUGGUGUGGUAUUCUAUAGUGUACCACAUAAAGGAUCAGCCCUGGCAAAAAUCAGCACUCUUGCUAAAUACAUGUUGUUUCCUUCUAUAGAAGUUCAAGAAUUAAAUCAAGACAAUGAAAAAUUAAAAGAUCUGCACAAGAGUUUCUUACGUCUAUAUGAACAGUAUAAUAUGCCGGUUCUGAGUUUUGGGGAGACAGAUAAAACCAGUAUUGGAUUAAACAUGAAAGUACACCUUGUACCACCAGAAUAUUCAGGUAGUAUCCAAAUUUUAUAUUUAAUUUCCUCUAAAAGGAAUUCCACUGAGGUCCAAAAACAGAAACUGAAAAUUUUAAUUAUUUACAUAGAUCAGCUAUGGUACUAAAAUAGAAAAAUAGGC